Hydractinia symbiolongicarpus is the source of this 804-nucleotide messenger RNA. RefSeq lists its product as uncharacterized. NCBI's taxonomy places the organism in Eukaryota, Metazoa, Cnidaria, Hydrozoa, Anthoathecata, Hydractiniidae. The transcript is spliced from 9 exons. Bases 52 to 648 code for a protein of 198 amino acids. The record is from RefSeq and is a predicted model, not a curated record.
UAAUGUUAUUUUUACUUUUUUAGGUAAAAAUUUUUGGUAGAAAAAUUAGGAAUGGGGAAUGAGUUUCUUGAUAAUGGUGUUUCAGAGGAGGAGGUAAAUGGUGAAACAGAAGAUGAAAUACCUGCAAAUAAAGUUGUUUACAUACAGCUGAGAUAUUGUUUUGAUGACAAAGCUGAAAUAAAAGCUUCUGAAGGAAUUAUUAAAGGCAUCACUCUUACUCCUGAUGUAACAUGCAAAAUGGUUCGGAAGCAACUGUUAUCAGAGUUUAACAUUCAAGACAGCUCAUUAGUGUUAAAGCUACGUAAUCAAAGAGAAUCCAUCAUUCCUUUAAGUUACUCUAUUCCGGAAAAUACCUAUACCAAACCAUACAUAUUGGAAAUAUGCAACAGAUAUCAGAACGUGACUCCAUUUGAGCGCACAGUCAGUGUACCGACGUACGAACAGGUUUUAAAACGAAAACUUCGAAGUAUUAACAGUCGGAUGUCCAAGCUGGAAAAUUUUGCACCAACUUUACCUGAUAAACAAGCUGUAAAAAUUGACGAGGAAAUUCGUGAUAUUAACGAGAAAAUGAAUGUACUAGAUAGAAAACUCAAGGAAGCAGAUGAAACUCAAUGGCAGGGGAUGUUCAAACGAAACCCCUUAUGGUAGCAACUGUGAUGAAAAACAGGCUGUGUUAAAUAUACGUUACAACAUUAUUGAAAUAUUAUGCGUAUUUGAAAGGUUUUUUUGAACAACUUUCUGUCAGCGCAAGUGACCACGAAGGAAAUGUAACUUAUUGGUGAAAUAUUAUUUUAGUCAUUUAGA